Molecule: messenger RNA, 2813 nt
Organism: Mollisia scopiformis
Lineage: Eukaryota; Fungi; Ascomycota; Leotiomycetes; Helotiales; Mollisiaceae
Exons: 10
Coding region: 115-2760 (881 amino acids)
Biological process (GO): glucan catabolic process
Molecular function (GO): beta-glucosidase activity
Source: RefSeq, a predicted model, not a curated record
GUUUUCUUGGUGUCGUGAGGCGUUUCAUCGACAAUUAGUCGCCUCGGAGAAUUUGAUCUGAUAUUCGACACAAACAACGUUGUUCGAAUUGAGAAACGGACAACAUCCAUCACUAUGUCGGAGUCCCCAGCAGAGUCUCCUGGUAGCCAGAUUCACGAGCCUAUCUUCGACAAGUUUGCCGAGGACUCUGGUACAAACGAAACACCAAACUCAGAGUUAUCACCGCCGGACAGUCCGGCAACCAAGAUCGUUACACUUGCGGAUGACAAGAGAGCCAAUGCACGAGCUUUAGCUGCUUCACUAUCACUCGAGGAACAAGUCUCGCUUCUGACUGCAGCGGAUUUUUGGAGAUCAAAAGCUAUCCCCGAGAAGGGUAUACCAGCAUUUAAAACCAGUGAUGGUCCUAAUGGCGCUCGUGGUGCGAUCUUCAAAGCAGGCACCAAGGCAGCUCUUUUCCCCUGUGGUAUUUCGCUGGCCGCAUCAUGGAACACAGAUCUUCUCUUCCAAGUCGGUCAGCAUCUCGCCGAAGAAGUUAAAGCGAGAUCAGCUCAAGUACUACUUGCACCGACUGUGUGUUUACACCGUGGACCACUUGGUGGACGAAACUUUGAAUCUUUCUCCGAAGAUCCGUAUUUGACGGGGAAGCUAGCUGCGUCGUACAUUAAUGGCUUACAAGGGCAAGGAGUCGCAGCAACAAUCAAGCACUUUGUGGCGAAUGAGCAAGAAACGGAAAGAUUCAAGAUUGAUUCUCUUGUCCAAGAACGUCCUCUUCGAGAGCUUUAUCUCCGUCCUUUUGAGAUCGCAAUUCGAGAAGCCAAUCCUUGGGCGGUAAUGUCAUCGUAUAACUUAAUCAAUGGCGUCCAUGCAGACAUGAAUGCGCACACGUUGAAAAACAUUCUGCGAGGCGAAUGGGGCUAUGAUGGGUUGGUAAUGUCUGAUUGGGGUGGAACGAACUCUUACGUCGAGUCCAUUGAGACGGGAUGCGACAUCGAAAUGCCUGUAUCUACAUUAUGGCGUGGUGCGAAAACCCUUGCUGCAGUUGAGAACGGGGAUUUGAGUAGAGAAGCAGUUGAGAAGGCCGCAGCCAAUGUCCUGUAUUUAGUCGAGCGAACGAAAGGCAGUGACAUGUCAGCCGAAGUCGCAGAGCAGGAGGAUGACCGGGAAGAGACUCGCCAAUUGAUUCGAGAUGCGGGCGCCGAAGGACUGACUCUGCUGAAAAACGAAGGCAAUAUCCUGCCUAUCAAGCCCUCGCACAAGAUCGCCGUCAUCGGUCCUAAUGCUAAUCGGGCUAUUGCUGGUGGUGGAGGUAGUGCGAGUUUGAAUCCAUACUAUAACACGCUCCCUCUCGACAGCAUCAAAGCAGUCGCCAAGAAGGAGGUCAAGUACGCCGUCGGCUGCCAAACAUACAAAUGGCUACCUUUAGCAGCAGACUACUGCAAGACAGCUUCAGGAGAGCCAGGGGUCAGCCUCGAGUUCCAUAUUGGUGACAAGUUCGAGGGAAAGCCACGAGUCAUUCAGCAAAGAACGAACACUGACCUCUUUCUCUGGGAUUCGGUACCGCUAGAGGUCGGCAAUAUCUGGUCCUGCAGAGCUAAGACGAUUCUCACACCCAAGACAACCGGACUUCAUACAAUGAGUUUCUCAAGUGUGGGAGCAGGACGGCUUUACGUUGAUGGUAAAUUAAUGGUUGACAUCUGGAACUGGACCGAGAAAGGAGAGGCCAUGUUUGACGAUUCUCAACAGCAACUUUUCACCAUGCAGCUUGAAGCUGGAAAGCCAAUCAAAGUCGUAGCGGAAUUGACCAACGAGCUGCGACCAGCAUGGAGACAAAAGGCUGAGAAACGAACCCAUGGAAAUGGCGGAGUUCGAAUUGGUUACAAGGAAGAAGACAAGAAGGACUACCUGAAGGAAGCAGUCGAUGCCGCCAAGGCUUCUGAUGUCGCAGUCGUCAUUGUAGGUCUGGAUGGAGAAUGGGAAUCUGAAGGAUAUGACCGAAUGACGAUGGAUCUCCCAGCAGAUGGCAGCCAAGAUCGCCUGAUCGAAGCCGUCUUAAAGGCCAAUCCGAGAACAAUUGUCGUCAACCAAUCUGGCUCGCCCGUCACAAUGCCAUGGGCAGAUCGUGUUCCUGCAAUUGUGCAAGCAUGGUAUCAAGGUCAAGAAGCUGGAAAUGCCUUGGCCGAUGUACUAUUCGGGUUCAAAACUCCAAGCGGAAAACUUCCAACCACAUUCCCUAAGAGACUUGAAGACAACCCAACAUAUACCAAUUGGCCUGGUGAGAAUCUCAAGGUACUUUAUGGAGAAGGGUUGCACAUUGGGUACCGCCAUUACGAGAAGAGAGCCAUUGCACCUCUCUUCCCCUUCGGCCACGGACUCUCAUACACCACCUUCAAAUAUGGCAAGCCUACAAUCAGCAGCCCAACUCUCAUCGAAGACGGCAAGAUCACAAUCACUGUUCCAGUAAAGAACACUGGCUCAGUCGAAGGUGCGGAAAUCGUCCAGGCCUACAUUCACGACGAGAAAUCUCGUUUGCAACGGCCUGAGAAGGAACUCCAAGCUUUCGACAAAGUGUUCUUGAAGCCGGGCGAGGUCAAGAAUGCUACACUGAAGCUCGACAAAUACUCGGUUGGAUAUUACGACACUGAUCUCCUUCAGUGGAUUGCAGAGGAGGGCGUGUUCCAAGUUCUUAUUGGAGCUUCUUCUGCGGAUAUCAGGGGAAAAUGCUCAUUCGAAGUCAAGAAGUCAUUUACCUGGGUUUUCUAAGAAUUGGGUUAGAAGAGAUAGCACUCACGAGUAUACACAUCACUGGCAGGCUU